AUGAUACAGAGUGAGAAACAAAAGCACCGUGGUGACGAGGAGGUGGUCAAAGAGCUGUGCUUGGCCAAUGGAGUGUCCUAUGAAAAAAUUGCACAAGAAGGAAGCAAUGUCAGCUCCCUGGAGAUUUUUUUCUCUGGUUUUCCCCGCAUGGUUGGGCUUUCCUUCUUCCCUAGGCUCUGUCAGCUCACCAUAGUGGGCCAGAAUAUAAAACACAUUGAGGGACUUGAGAGCUGUCCUCUGCUUCGGGAGCUCUGGGUUGUUCAGUGCCAUCUGACUGGAAUAUCUGGACUACAGAAUUGUUUACAACUGGAGAAACUCUACCUUUAUGAUAAUCAAAUCAGUGAAAUAAAAAACUUGGAAGUGCUGAUCAACGUGGAAGUCCUGUGGCUCAACAACAACUGCAUCACUGAGAUACAGGGCUUGAACACGCUUCAAAACCUCAAAGAACUAAACCUUGCUGACAACAAUAUUGAAAAGAUUGGGCAAAGCCUUGAUCUUAAUGUCAGCCUUCAGAGUCUUAAUCUGUCCGGGAACAAGAUCAGCUUCUUUAAGGAGCUGACCCUGCUUGCCCAUUUACCCCAUCUGAAAGAACUAGCACUGAAGGACCCCACGUCAACCCCAAACCCAGUGUGUCUGCUUUGUAACUACGCCACACAUGUUCUUUACCACAUGCCAGGCCUCCAGCGACUUGACACCUAUGAUGUCUCGAGCAAGCAAGUCAAGGAAGCAGCUGAGUCGACAGUUAUGAAGAAAAUGAUGUACUACAACAUGCGUGUACGGACUGCUCGCAGGAACCUUGCAGAGAUCCGCCUCAGUCUGAUGGAGAGAAAGAAAACUAUGUUACAGUUACCUGAAGAAUGCAUCAGAACACUCAGUCACGCCAUCAAAAAUCUGGAGCGUGAGCUGUCCAAGGUGCCGGCUAGAUGCAAGAAGUCUGCCUGCCCUUUGGAGGACGGAUCGACUCACCUGGUUGAAGCGGACAGAAGUGACUCAACGCUGGACGCCAGUCGCGAUCCCGCCAUGGAGCACAAAAUACUCAGCAAGACUGAAGCACUGAGAGAGAGACUGGUGUUAUGGACGAGGAGGCUGGAUGAGAUUGAAUCCUGGUAUGAACAGGAUUUGAUGCAAGCCACAAACAUGAUGGAAUACACUAUCCAGUUUCUGUUGAUGGAACUAGAAAGUGUUGGAAAUAUCCGUUUGGAAGAGGGCUGCUCCACAGACCCUUGGUUUACUUCCUGUUGCGAUCUCCUGCAUUCCCGCUUCUCUCAUUCAGAUUUCAAGGCUCACAGCGUCACCGGCAUGAAGAUCAAUAGAGUUAUCCGCAUCCAUAACAGCGCUUUGAGGCUUCGCUUUGAAGAUAAACUUCACACCCUUCUAGGCAGUGAAGAGUCUGCCGUCUCCUCACAGAAUUACAGACGUCGGCUGGAGCAUUUGUUCUACAUCGCUGACCCUGAAAAACAUAGUGAGAAGGAUGAAAUUCUUUACGUCCUGGAGCAAGGCUUCAAAACAUCCGAACAAUAUAAGGCCUUAGAAGGAGAGGGUGCAAUACCUUUAUCCAACAGCCUGAGUGUGACUGAACAACCCAGGAUUGAACACACACUGCACCGGGCCAGCCAAGGCGACUCCAUGGAGAGUAUGGACGCACUCCCCUUCAGGCACAGUCAGAUUAUUGUUUCCAAAGUGUUUGUGGGCCACAGCAUGCCUAUCCGAGAGGGGGAGCCAUUGGACAGAAGCAAAUAUCCCAGAGCCUACUCGGUGUAUCGAAAUGUGGACACCAAGCACAGAACUGCAAUAAGUGAAGAGAGGCCGCGCUCCACCAAAACACACACCGGUCCAGAGUGCAGUCCCAGACGAAGACAGUGGUUUGUGUUUGACCAUGAACUCGUCCUGCCUGAGUACAUCAUUUAUUUUCAAUACAUCACAGCGGAUGAAGAACAACCACACAGCACGGGCAGAGACAACACUCAGUCCAACGAUAUCAUCCGAGACAGGGAAGUCCUCAACAUGGAGCCUGUGCUGAAGCCACAGCCCAAGUUGUUGAGCUUAGAUGACAAAAUUCUGCUUAAUGUGGCCAGAGCCAAUGUCCUCAGUCAAAUCACUGUGCUGAACCUUCAUGGCAACAGUCUGAGUAAAAUAAAGGAGAUUUCCCAUCUCACAGCUUUGCGGCAUCUUACCAUCAGCUUCAAUGAGUUCACACGCCUGGAUGACAUUUCUCACAUGCCCAACCUUGAGUUUUUGGACGCUAGCCAUAAUCACAUAGUGACCCUUGAAGGACUGAGGAGGUUGGGGCAGCUCAAACAGCUCGACCUGCGCUGGAACCAGCUGACUAAGGUCAGAGAGGAUACGGCUGUUCUGAGAAAACACACACCUGCUCUACUGAGGCUUGACACCAGAUACAACCCCUGGAGCAGGCUUGAAGCCCUCAGAAUUACCAUAUUGGGCCGUCUGACAACCCUCACACACCUGGAUGAUAUGAUGGUAGCAGAGGAGGAGGCUGCUCAUGCUGUUCAGAUGGCUGCUGGAUCCAAAAUUAACCAGGCAUCUCUUCAAGCUCACUCGCGUACCCACAGCGAGCGUCCCCGCAGUCUCAGCCUCCUGUCAACAGCCGAGCUCCUAUGUCUUCUCAGUCCUACACCCUGGGGCCUCGAACAAGACUUGGAGCUAGACUGGACUGCACAGAUCACUGUCCUGAACCUGGAUGGCCAGAGGAUUUCCAAACUGAUCAAUCUGAAUAAGCUGUUCAAUCUCCGCUGGGCUUCCUUUAAUAACAAUGACAUCUCUAAAGUGGAGGGUCUCGACAGCUGCUCGAAGCUGGAGGAGCUCUCACUCAACAACAACAGCAUAAACACACUCAAUGGCCUGUCAAAAUUGCAUAGCCUCAAUAAACUGAGUGUAGAUGGGAAUCAGCUGUCUAGUCUUGAUGCCUCAGUCCUCGAUCAGCUGCCCAACCUGUCCUUUAUGUCUGUGGAGAACAACUGUAUCAGUUCCCUGCACGGCAUCCAGAGAGCCCGCUCCCUUCUCGAGCUCUACAUCGGCAGCAACCAAAUAUCUACGUCGCGUGACAUUUACUACCUGAAGAGUUUGACAAACCUCAUCAUUCUGGAUCUUCAUGGGAAUCCUCUAGUGGAGAAACUGGAAAACUAUCGGAUUUAUGUGGUGUUCCACCUACCCUCCCUUAAAGCUCUGGAUGGCAUCGCAGUGGAGAUAACUGAAUGUGAAAGUGCAAAAGAUAUGUUUGGAGGAAGACUAACCCCUGACAUGGUAGCAGAGAAGCUGGGCCACUCAAACUACUCAGACAUCACCUACCUCACCCUGCAGUCCUGCUCCAUUAGGAUGGUUGAUCUGUCUCCAGCCGACCUGUUCUGUAGCCUACGCAGUGUCAACUUAGACCACAACAACCUCACCUCUUUUUCAGGUCUCAUUUACCUGCCCAACAUCAAGGCUCUGUGUCUGAACUACAACCACAUUGAGUCCAUCCUGCCCAGACAGAAGACUGCUCUGACAAACAGACAGAUCCUGUACAGCAAAGUCCACUCCAGUGGCUACGGCCAACAGAGCCCAUCCAAGGGCAAAGGGGAAACUGGGCCUGCUGGCAGCCUGGAGCCACUGAUGGGCAGCCUGGAGGUGCUGCAUUUGAGUCACAAUGGCAUCUCGAAUAUGGCCAAUCUGCAGCUCAGCAGGCUCACCAAUCUUAAAGCACUCUUCCUCCAAGGUAAUGAGAUCAGCCAGGUGGAAGGAUUGGAGGGUCUUCACCAGCUCAGAGAGCUUGUGUUAGACAGGAACCGGAUCAAAACUCUGGCUGAAAACUCUUUUGCAGCCCAGAACGUCCUGCUAGAGCUGCACCUAGCAGAGAACCGGAUCCGGGAGCUCAACCAUCUCGAUCCUUUAAUUGAGCUCCGCAAGCUCUUUCUCGGCAUGAACAAGCUGCAGGACAUCACAGAGCUUGACAAACUAGAAGUCCUUCCAUCACUGACAGAGCUCUCUGUUGUUGGCAAUCCUGUGGCCAAAAAUUCUCUCCACAGACCAGCAAUGGUGCUCCGUCUGUCCCAGUUACAGGUCCUGGAUGGAGUGAUGGUCACCCUGGAAGAAAGGACCAGGGCUGAACUCCUCAGUGCUGAUCCAUCACCAUGCACCCAGUACCCUGGAGCUUCUCUUCCCACAACUGAAAUAAACCUACCUGGGCUGCUGCCCCUCAUGCCUCGAAACACCCCUCUAAGAGGAAUGACUAUAAGUGGAGGGCUGCAGAACUUUGUGCAUGGGCACGAUAUCCUACCGAGUCACGUGGACGAGGCCCAAACUCAUUACACAUACAAGCACAAGAAGCACAAGCAUGGUAAUGCUGUUCGUAAUGGCCAAGCUGACAUUACGUUUAGAAACAUCCGAAGAACAGGAGGCAACCUUUCAACCACAGGUCUCCUUCAUGAUGGGAACAGAGUCAUCAUCACGUACCCCAGCCAGGAGCAAGACAACAGAUUUCCUAAUGGUGGCAAACCUCCAUCCAUGUAGCAGCCAGAGGAGGUGGAGCAUGAAGAUGAAACAAAG
This is a messenger RNA of Plectropomus leopardus (leopard coralgrouper), 4542 nucleotides long. It is a transcript of the gene lrrc9, whose product is annotated as leucine rich repeat containing 9. The record is from RefSeq and is a predicted model, not a curated record. NCBI's taxonomy places the organism in Eukaryota, Metazoa, Chordata, Actinopteri, Perciformes, Serranidae. Gene Ontology annotation, molecular function: protein binding.